CUGAAGCAGCGAAUUGGGGGUUUUACAUUUUCGUAGAACCACCUCAUCUACAGAGGAAACAGAGACGCAAUGGCUUUAGCUUCAUCACUACAGACUUCCAUGGCACUUCGGUGUCUACCAGCUUCUCACGGUGAACGCCUCUUCGUGAACCUCCCUCAACGCUCUGUACUCGCCUUCUCUCGCCGAACCAAGAAUUCUGCAGUCACGUCUUCCUCUUUUUCUCCUAAGAAAAAGAAGGUUGGAUUUCGAAAACGACAGGAAAGUUUUCCGGCUGAAGAGAAUGAGGAAGACGUAGACGAGGAUGCUUUCGAGGCGCUCUUUGGCAUGCUGGAAGAAGACCUUAAAAAAGACGGCGUAACGGCGGAUGACGAUGAGGAUAUUAGUGAAGAGGACCUUGAAAAACUUCAACGCGAGUUAGAGGAGGCAUUUGAUGAUGUUGAUGAUGUGGGGAUACUCAAUUCUGCUUCUGGUGAUAUGGAUCGAGAAGAGAACACCGAAGAGGAUGCUGACAUUGACGAAGAGGAAGAGGAACCCGUGAAGGUUAAGAAUUGGCAGCUUCGUAGACUGGCGCGAGCCUUAAAGACCGGCCGCCGCAAAACCAGUAUCAAAAGUCUUGCUGCGGAACUUUGUCUUGAUAGAGCUGUUGUUCUAGAAUUACUUCGAGAACCCCCUCCAAAUCUUGUUAUGAUGAGCGCUGUUUUACCUGAUCAUGAACCUGCGCCAAGGGUAUUAGAGCCUGAAACCAAAACAGUUUUAACUGUUCCUGAGGAGAGGGACGCGAAUAAUGUCAAAUCUGAGACAGAGGAAAAAUUGCCAGUUCAUGCUAGGCAACAAAAAUGGUUUGCUCAGAAAAGGCUGAAGAAAGUACAAGUUGAAACCCUGGAAAGGGUUUACAGAAGAACAAAACGACCCACUAAUGCAAUGAUUAAUAGCAUUGUGCAAGUUGUUAAUCUACCCCGCAAAAAAGUUGUGAAAUGGUUUGAAGAUAAGCGCACAGAAGAAGGGGUUCCAGACCGUCGUCUUCCCUAUCAACGAAACACGAGUUGUGCUUGAAUUCUGCGUGAUAGUUCUCUCUGAAAGUAGAUGAAUUGAGUAAAAUGCAACCCCGUAUCCUCCAUCACGUCUAUCUCUCUCUGGCACACACAACAUUUACAAAGGACUGGGAGCCCGGGAAACUGCGACUAAGGUGAGUACAGAAAUUAGUAAUUAGUAGUAAAGCUUGCUCUGAAAUGGUAGAAGCUUUAGCAUUGUUCAAUUUCUCUUUGACCUGAACUUCAAAAUCUAAUGUGGACUUACUUCUAUUGUGUCACAUCUAUGAGUUGUGACAAAUUCCAGAAUCUGUUCUGUCUUUACUAUUUUGAUUAUAACAUCUAGUUUGUUGACUUAUAUCUUGACCCUGACUGGCUCCUGAUACAUGAAAACAACUUGAUGCUUGAAUAGACGAUAUUCCAAGCAUAUAAGUAGAAAGAAUAUUUCUGGAGUCAAACGAAUGGCAACAAAUAAAACCUUGAUGAAUAAGCAUAUUUUCGAAAAAGCGUGCAAUGCAUGACAAGAGAGCUUAUUCUGCAUAGAGAUGCCAUCUUCUGGCCUAUUUCUAUGGUUCUUCUCUUUGUGCUCUGUUGGUCUGCUAUAUAUGCCUGAAACUGCAGAAACUUUCAACUCAGAAUUGCAACAAGCAUCAGACGAUAGCAGAAGAAAUACAGA
Messenger RNA from Tripterygium wilfordii, 1704 nucleotides. RefSeq names its product protein OVEREXPRESSOR OF CATIONIC PEROXIDASE 3-like. Gene Ontology annotation, cellular component: nucleus. The transcript has 5 exons. Gene Ontology annotation, molecular function: DNA-binding transcription factor activity, RNA polymerase II-specific; DNA binding. Gene Ontology annotation, biological process: regulation of transcription by RNA polymerase II. Lineage: Eukaryota; Viridiplantae; Streptophyta; Magnoliopsida; Celastrales; Celastraceae. Bases 70 to 1053 code for a protein of 327 amino acids. The record is from RefSeq and is a predicted model, not a curated record.